This is a messenger RNA of Cokeromyces recurvatus, 4947 nucleotides long. RefSeq lists its product as uncharacterized. The coding region runs from base 1 to 4947 and encodes 1648 amino acids. NCBI's taxonomy places the organism in Eukaryota, Fungi, Mucoromycota, Mucoromycetes, Mucorales, Mucoraceae. The transcript is spliced from 9 exons. Gene Ontology annotation, biological process: microtubule-based movement. Gene Ontology annotation, molecular function: microtubule motor activity; ATP binding; microtubule binding. The record is from RefSeq and is a predicted model, not a curated record.
AUGAGUGGAGGAAAUAUUAAAGUUGUUGUACGAUGUCGACCUAUGAAUGCAAGAGAAAUUGCUCGUGGAGCAGUGGGUCUGGUUCGUAUGGAUGGUAACCAAACAAUUAUCACAAAGCCCCCUGAUCAAAGAACUGGAAAAGAAUUGGAAGACGUAAAGGCAUUUACAUUUGAUAAAUCUUAUUGGUCUGCUGAUAAAAAUGAUCCACGCUAUGCUGACCAACAAACGAUCUAUAAUGAUUUAGGUGAAGAAUUAUUAGACCAUGCAUUUGAUGGUUAUAAUUGUUGUAUAUUUGCAUAUGGUCAAACUGGGUCUGGUAAAUCAUAUUCAAUGAUGGGCUAUGGUGAAGAUAAAGGCAUUAUCCCUCGUACAUGUUCAGAACUCUUUAAUCGAAUAAAAUCAAAUACUGAAUCAAAUCUUACUUAUCGAGUUGAAGUAUCUUAUAUCGAAAUUUAUAACGAAAAAGUACGCGAUUUAUUAAAUCCAAAAAAUAAAGGAAAUUUAAAAGUACGUGAACAUCCUUCACUUGGUCCGUAUGUCGAGGAUCUUUCUCGGUUAGUUGUAACUUCAUUUGAUGAUAUAGAACAUUUAAUGGAUGAAGGCAAUAAGGCUAGAACAGUGGCUGCCACAAAUAUGAAUGAAACAUCCUCUAGAUCUCAUGCAGUGUUUACACUUUUUUUAACUCAAAAACGAUUAGAUGAUUUAACAAAACUAGAAACAGAAAAAGUAGCUAGAAUUAGUUUAGUCGAUUUGGCCGGUAGUGAACGUGCAAAUAGUACUGGUGCUACUGGUGCAAGAUUAAAAGAGGGAGCCAAUAUCAAUCGCUCUUUAACUACAUUAGGUAAAGUAAUUGCAGGAUUAGCUGAACAGUCAACUCAAGAAGGUAAAAGAGGGAAAAAAAAAGAUGUAUUUAUUCCAUAUCGUGAUUCUGUCUUGACAUGGCUAUUAAAGGAUUCAUUAGGUGGUAAUUCUAAAACAGCUAUGAUUGCUGCUAUUUCACAAGCAGAUUAUGAUGAAACCUUAAGCACUCUAAGAUAUGCUGAUCAAGCAAAACGUAUUAAAAAUAAGGCAGUCGUAAAUGAGGAUCCUAAUGCAAAAUUGAUUCGUGAUCUUAAAGAAGAACUUGAAUUACUUCGUGAUCGCCUUCGAACUUAUGCCCCUGAAGAAGUAGAACAACUGACAGCAUCAAGCGUAUAUAAAUCAACAACGAAUAAUACAAAUGGAACUCGAUCUGAAAGUGGAGCCGCCAUGACAUCCUCUAGUAGGAAAAAUAAAGUAUUCCCUGAGAUUGAAAUCACAGAUAGUUCUGGAAACACCAAAAAGAUGACCAAAGAAGAAAUUGUAGAACAGUUACAAAGCUCUGAAAAAUUGUUGGCCAAUUUAAAUGAAAGUUGGGAAGAAAAGUUAAAAAAGACGGAAGAAAUUCAUUUGGAAAGAGAGAGAGCAUUAAAGGAGUUGGGUAUUACGAUUGAAAAGAACGAGAUGGGUGUUUAUACCCCAAAAACAAUACCCUUUAUCGUCAACUUGAAUGAGGACCCACUUAUGUCCGAGUGUCUUAUGUAUCAAAUUAAACCAGGAUUAACAAGACUAGGAAGACAAGAUAGCGAUGUAUUGGCAGAUAUUAGGUUGAGUGGUCAAAAUAUUCAAGAUGAUCAUUGUACAUUUGAAAAUAAAAAUGGUGUCGUUACUUUAAAUCCAGGUAAGGAUUCCCUUACGAUGGUGAAUGGCAUGAGGAUUACACAACCUCAACAACUUAAAAGCGGUUACCGUAUCAUUCUUGGCUAUUAUCAUAUCUUUAGAUUUAACAAUCCUGAAGAAGUAAGAAAGGAGCGUGACCUUCAGAAGGUGGCGAUUGAAAAUAACAUGAAUGGAAGCUCAGUAUUAUUAGAUGAUGAGCCCAGACCUGAUUCUCCCUCAAAUGACAGUAUGAUUGGAUCUGAAUUGAUUGACUGGAAUUAUGCUCGUCGUGAAGCAGUUUUAAAUUAUUAUGCAACUGAAGAAAACUUUGGUGGGUUAAAAGAUGAAGAACUCGAAAAACUAUAUGAUGACAUUACAAAAAUUAGAAAUUCAAGACGUACGAGAUCUGAAAGUCGAGCUGAUAAUGAUGGCGAUGAUGAUGACAUGUCAACUACACGAGAUUCUUUUAGGAACUCAUCGUCUGCUACCAUGUUUGAAGAUGGCGUUGACAGUGUUUGUACUGAUUUAUCUGUGACUCAAUCUGAUAUGUUGGAAGAAAAACUAAAACAGGAAAAGGAACGGAUGCAGAAGGAACUAGAGAAUCAGAAGCGACUAUUUGAAGCCAAGAUUCAUCGUAUGUCUAGGCAAUUCUCUCAACAACAGAUAGGAUUCAAUUCCGCUAAUUAUACAAAUGAACAAAUUGAACUGAUUCAAAAGGUCUUUCAAAAAUGGAGAACAUUAAGAACGGUAGAUAUGGCGGAAGUUGUUCUAACGAAUGCAGUUAUGUUAAAGGAAGCCAAUAUUAUAUCCCGAGAGCUUAACAAGGAAAUACUUUAUCAGUUUACAGUCAUCGAGCAAGAGCCACUCUCAACUCCUCUUUCAUAUUGGGAACCUACAUCUGCAUUACACCAGUUUGAAACAGAUGAAGAUACAACUUUAAUCUCUACUACUCCAAAGCCCUGUAUAGGUGUUCGUGUCAUUGAUAAGAAGAAUCAAGUUGUUUACAUAUGGUCACUGGAGAAACUGAAACAACGGUUACACAAGAUGCGAAAUCUUUAUAACUUUAUGGACAAACCACUUUAUCGUAAGCACUUUAAUUGGGAGGAUCCCUUCUUUGAAAACCCCUGUCCCAAAUAUACAUUGAUUGGUGUAGCCCAUGUCUCCUUUUUUAAUUUAAUUCAUCAACAGGCGUAUGAGAGUGUUGUGGAAAUCAUUUGUCAUAGUACAGGACAAGUAAGAGGCAAGCUGCGUAUCCUCGUUUCACCUAUUGCACGAUCAGUGACUGUCAGAAGCGACACCACAAAGCAGCCCAAGUUUUUUGAAAACGAUUCUUCAUCAGAAGACGAACUCGAGAAUAAUAAUAAUAAUAAUAAUAACCAGCAGCAACAUCAUGAUCCUAAUAUAUUACAAUCAGGUCAAACCCUCUUGUUUGAAAUAAAACUAAUUGAAUUUAGUGGCAUACGUGAAUCGGAAUUUACAGAUGUUCAUGUUCAGUUUCGACUCUCCUCAUUUGGUGGAUUCCCCUCACAUUCAACAGCAGAAAAAAUUUAUGCUACAGAACCUGCUAGUUAUUUUGAAAAUAAUCCUGUUCAACUCAAUUUUAGCCAAACACUUUCAUUAACAGUGACAUCAAAGGUACUUCAUGUACUCCGUCAUGAUUUUAUUUUGUUUCAAGUCUUUGGUCAAGCACAACCUCGAGUUUUGCUACAACAACAACGAUGGGAUGAUCAACGAGAAAGACCAUGUAUUUUGGAUAGUCACCUUUUAAGCCAACAACGGCCACAGAGCUUCGCAUCACCUGAUUAUACAUCAGUGAAAUCAUCCUCAGAAAAUAGUAGCAAUAGCGAUGUUACUGUCACAUCAUUAGAGCGAAGACCAGAGGAAGAACUCUUGGCUGCCGAGCGACAUGAUGUUAUUGCUUGGAUUGAAAUACGAGAACUAUCUUCGUCAGGAGAAUAUAGACUAGCCCAUUUGAUAUCAAAAAAUCCUAUGGAUAAAGGGUAUUUUACGUUAAGACAAGGAUUACAACGACGUAUAUGCUUUACAUUAUCUCAUACUUCAGGCCAUCAAUUUGAAUGGAAAAGGAUCAAGAGGGCCUCUGUGGGACACGUUCGGUUAUUAGAUGGCAAAGGUCGUAUUCUAGAGUCACCAGCACAGGAAAAUAUUCCUAUCAAACUAUUAAAUAAACAACAGGUUUGCUAUAAUUCAGAUGGAACCAGUCAAUUAACUGCUCAAGGAGCAUGGGAUAGUUCACAACACGAAUGUAUCUUCUUAAACAGGUUAACAGACUCAAACAGUCGAGUUAUUAUUAAUCUAAGAUGGGAAAUUGAAAUGGAAAGAUGUUCAAAGCCAAUACAAUUCAAUAUGGAUAUCUCUAUUCAAAUACGAGGAAGAGAUCGAUCAGCUAGUGAGGGUAAAUUUCGUAGUUUCAAAAAACUACUUUAUCCUAAUAGUGGCAAACAACUCUUCAAAUAUACAGGUAUAUUUGUAGUUCAUUUAAAGCCACCUAUGACGAAAAGAUUAAGCCAGCUAUGGCGGUUAAAUACGGCAUCCAAGCAUGUUCAUGGUGAAGAAUUUUUGGGAACUUGGAAGCCUCGUGGCGUAUCUCUGGUCAAUGAUUUUAACCAAAUACAGGAAACCAUACGUCGUAAGAACGAAGCUACAUUUACAAGACAAGUAUUAGCUUUAAGACAAAUGGAGAACACUAAUUCCUUGUCACCCAUAUCCUUUUUUUCUUCAUCCACUGCUGUAACUGCUAUGAAUGAAGAAGAGAAACAAGACCUUUUAAAGAAGGUGAUUGAUUUAUGGCUAUUAAAACUUGGUUCAAACAAAGAUCUCAUCAUUAGUCAAGAUCCUCCACUUAUCACAGACUCUAGUAUAUCAACUAUACAAGAGCCAACGAGUUUUUCAAAGUUGAUAGCAGAAGUGGAGUUUGUAAUACAACCAGCUAAUAUAUCUAAAAAGGGUUAUUUAUUAUACCAAGAAGAUGCAGCCAAAGAUUUAUGGAUAAAACGAUGGUUUGUUAUUCGUCGACCCUACAUUUAUAUUUAUAGCAAUGAUACUGAGUUAGAUGAACAAGGUAUAAUUAAUGUUGCCUCUGUACGUAUUGAUUAUAAUGAAGCGCUUGAAAAAAUGAUUCAGCGAACUAAUGUGUUUUCUCUUUAUACCAAUAACAAUGCUUAUACCUUACAAUCAGGAACUCGUCAAGAAAUGAUUAGUUGGAUUCAAAUGAUUGAUCAAAAGUUCCCAAUAGAAACACUAUCACCAUAA